GCGCGUGGAGGCGGUCCAGUCCGCCUGGCGUUCUCUCGGCCGCGCUUCUCGUCGUCAGAAGCGAAGGGGGGACGCGAGCGAGCGGACGGACGCACGAGCGGGAGGCGCCUCCACGUCGGCUUCGACAGUGCGGAUUUCGACGUCUCGAGAGGAAUAGGAUGUCCAGAGAAGGGCACCCGACAAGACCGGACGACAGUCCCAACACGAGCGGAGGCAGCUCCGAUGUGGAGCAGCGGGAGUCGGCCGCGGCGGAGCCGGAGCGCGAGCCGGAGCGCGAGCAGGCACAGCCUAAAAAGAAGGAAACCAAGAUAUCGAGCAAGACGGCCGCCAAGCUGUCCACCAGCGCCAAGCGGAUUCAGAAGGAGUUGGCGGAAAUCACCCUGGACCCACCGCCCAACUGCAGAGUGGAGAGAGGACUUUGGAAGGCAUCUCCUCUGAUGAAGACUGUCAGCGCGGGACCCAAAGGAGACAACAUCUAUGAGUGGAGGUCAACCAUCCUGGGACCACCGGGCUCCGUCUACGAAGGGGGGGUCUUCUUCCUCGACAUCGCCUUCACGCCCGACUACCCGUUCAAACCGCCCAAGGUCACAUUCCGCACGAGAAUCUACCACUGCAACAUCAACAGCCAGGGUGUAAUCUGCCUGGACAUCCUGAAGGACAACUGGAGCCCAGCGCUGACCAUCUCCAAAGUGCUGCUGUCCAUCUGCUCGCUGCUCACCGACUGCAACCCUGCUGAUCCGCUGGUGGGGAGCAUCGCCACACAGUACCUGACAAACAGAGCCGAGCAUGACAGGAUAGCCAAGCAGUGGACCAAGCGGUACGCCACAUAGAUCUCCCGGUGCAGCCCCAGCCCCCCCCCUCCAAAGCGCCCUCACCUCCCCCACCUCGUGCUCCGACCCCCACCCCCACUCUGGAGAGCACCCCCCAUCCCCCUUGCUCCCUCCCUCACACCUUUUCUUUUUGUGAAAAGAACUGUCCUUUGUUCCUUGUUGACUUGAAAGCUUCUUUUUAUACAAAGAGCAGACUUGGAUUUUAUUUUCCAAUUUACUGAAUGUUGAAACUAGAAAAAAAUCUUGAUAUUAUUAUUAUUAUUAUUAUUAUUAUUGCUACUACUACCUAGAUGUGUGUAACGUGUUCUCCUCUUGAAGUGACGGCAGGAACAUUGCAAAUACCUUAUUUUUACCUUCAUGUGGUGUUCAGAAUGAGUGUUUUCCCUUCCUGUUUCUCUUUCCGUUUUUACUGAAGCCGCUAAUAGCGGGUGUGCGUAAGCAGGCUGACGAUUGAAGACUUUUGUUUUGUCGGACCUGCGGCACCCAAAUACACUAUGGAGCGCCACUCACUUUCUAAUUUUUUAUGUAUGUAUUUUUUUAAGAUGACGUUGAUGUUGACUGCAGAUGUUUUUUCUCUGUCUGUCGCGAGCCGUGAAAUUGCGCCGACUUCUCCGCUGCCUGCAACGUUUGACAACCAAACUAUUUGCUGUACACUUGCAUUAUGAAAGAGAUCAAUAAAACACUGGCCGGA
Scleropages formosus (Asian bonytongue) is the source of this 1521-nucleotide messenger RNA. Its product is annotated as ubiquitin-conjugating enzyme E2 E2-like. The coding region runs from base 159 to 830 and encodes 223 amino acids. The transcript has 7 exons. The record is from RefSeq and is a predicted model, not a curated record. Lineage: Eukaryota; Metazoa; Chordata; Actinopteri; Osteoglossiformes; Osteoglossidae.